UGGGGCUAGCCGAGAGCCCCGGCCCCAGCCCCAGCCCCCGCCCCCGCCCCGGCCCCGGCCACUGGGGUAGUCGCGCCAGUGAGCGAGAUCUCUUCAGGCUGGAGAGUAUUCUGGGUCUCCCUUGUAAAGAUCUCAGGAGUGUAUGCUGAGCCAAGAAGGGUGGGGCAGGAGACCCUGCGGUGCUGGCUGCAACCCCUUGAGGAGCCAUGACAGAAUACAAGCUUGUGGUGGUGGGCGCUGGGGGUGUGGGGAAAAGCGCCCUGACCAUCCAACUGAUCCAGAACCACUUUGUGGACGAGUACGACCCCACCAUAGAGGACUCAUACCGGAAGCAGGUGGUUAUUGACGGGGAAACAUGUCUGUUGGAUAUCCUGGACACGGCAGGCCAGGAGGAGUACAGUGCCAUGCGGGACCAGUACAUGCGCACUGGAGAGGGUUUUCUCUGUGUGUUCGCCAUUAACAAUACCAAGUCCUUUGAGGAUAUCCAUCAGUACAGGGAGCAGAUCAAGCGGGUUAAGGAUUCAGAUGAUGUGCCCAUGGUAUUGGUGGGGAAUAAGUGUGACCUGGCUGCACGCACCGUGGAGUCUCGACAGGCCCAGGACCUUGCCCGAAGCUACAGCCUCCCCUACAUUGAGACUUCGGCCAAGACCCGGCAGGGCAGCCGCUCUGGCUCUGGCUCCAGCUCCGGGACCCUCUGGGACCCCCCCGGGACCCAUGUGACCCAGCGGCCCCUCGCGCUGGCGUGGAGGAUGCCUUCUACACGCUGGUGCGUGAGAUUCGGCAGCACAAGCUGCGGAAGCUGAAUCCGCCAGACGAUAGUGGCCCAGGCUGCAUGAGCUGCAAGUGUGUGCUGUCCUGACAGCAGGCGAGGCGGGCGCCUGGCAGCUGGGCGGCCACUGCGCCCACUCUCAUGACCCCAGGGCCUCCUGGCUCUGCUGGGCCCCUGGCCUGCAAUCAGCAGACAUCCUUUGUGCCCCACCCCAGCCCUGGCUGAGGACGUGAGGGUGCCGGAUGCAGGGAGGAAGCGCAGAUGGAAGGAAGGAAAAGGGAAGGAAGGAAGGAUGUGUUGCCGGAGCUUGGCCAACCAGGGAUGGUGGACAGAGGUGACCCAGACCCUCCCAGGGACGCUUUGCAGAGACUGCCAUAAACAGCCCAAAUGUCACUGGAAUCCCAGCCCUUUGUACCCCCAGCCCUCUGCAGGCCCCUGUGGGCCCAGGUGGAAUUGCAGUAAAUUAUUGGAUGGUA
This is a messenger RNA of Nycticebus coucang (slow loris), 1245 nucleotides long. It is a transcript of the gene HRAS, whose product is annotated as HRas proto-oncogene, GTPase. Bases 207 to 803 code for a protein of 198 amino acids. Gene Ontology annotation, cellular component: plasma membrane. The transcript has 7 exons. Gene Ontology annotation, molecular function: GTP binding; GDP binding; GTPase activity. Lineage: Eukaryota; Metazoa; Chordata; Mammalia; Primates; Lorisidae. The record is from RefSeq and is a predicted model, not a curated record. Gene Ontology annotation, biological process: cellular senescence; Ras protein signal transduction.